AUGAUUCCGUUUCCACCAUCACCUCUUGCCAACGCCAAUGGCUGGCCCAGUGGUUUUGAUUUCAGCGAAGUCAACGGCCAUGUCGAGUCAAAAUAUUCCAAAGAAACAGGCCAAUGGACGCCCCUACGUUUCGUUGCGAGCCCAUACAUGAGCAUCCACGGCAUGGCUCCAGCACUCAACUAUGGUCAACAAGCUGCCGAGGGUUUGAAAGCCUUUCGCGGCCCUGGUGACUCAGUCGUGAGCAUCUUUCGUCCCGACCGCAAUGCUCUUCGCAUGCAACAUUCUGCCGACGUGGCCUCGAUGCCAAGAGUGCCCGUGGACAUGUUUUUACAAGCCUGCCGCUCUGUAGUUGCUCUGAAUGCAGCAUUUGUACCGCCUCACGAGUCUGGUGCCGCGCUCUAUCUUCGACCGCAACUUUACGGCUCAAGCCCACACUUGAGCCUCUCUGCACCAAACGAGUAUACAUUUUGCGUUUUUGCCGUUCCUACGGGUAUAGCCCACGGGGCAGAUCCCGUCAAGGCCUUGAUCAUUGACGAGUUUGACCGCACGGCGCCCAACGGCGCAGGCCACGCAAAACUGGGCGGGAAUUAUGCGCCGGUUCUCCGGUGGAGCGAUGAGGCAAAAUGUAAAGGUUACGGCAUAACGCUGCACCUUGACAGCGCGAGACACGAGGAAGUGGACGAGUUUAGUACCUGUGCCUUUAUCGGGAUAACAGCUCAUGACGGUGGCGAUGGCGUGGCAAUUACGGUGCCAGAGUCUCGCUGCAUUAUCGAGAGCAUCACGUCCGAUAGCAUCCUGCAGAUUGCGCGGAGCUACGGUUGGAAGACGAUAAAGAGGCCGAUUAAAUACACAGAGCUUCCGGAUUUCACGGAGGUUAUUGCAGCGGGCACCGCGGCAUCUUUGGUACCAGUGCGGUCCAUCACACGGCAGAACAGGUCCGUUACGUUGCCAGCGAAGCCAAAUGUGCGUGUCGAUGCUGAGGGGGAGACGGUGACAUAUAUUCCCGACUCACGGAAUGAAGCUGGUCCUAUCUGCUUGAAGCUUCUGGCGGCACUCAGAGAAAUUCAGCUGGGAAAAGUAAAGGAUGAGUUUGGCUGGCGCUGUCUUGUGACGGAAGAUGAUAUGCAGAUCGAUGGUGGUGCUGUUCACAAUGGAAAUUGA
This is a messenger RNA of Metarhizium brunneum ARSEF 3297, 1161 nucleotides long. RefSeq names its product Aminotransferase atnJ. NCBI's taxonomy places the organism in Eukaryota, Fungi, Ascomycota, Sordariomycetes, Hypocreales, Clavicipitaceae. Gene Ontology annotation, molecular function: branched-chain-amino-acid:2-oxoglutarate transaminase activity. Gene Ontology annotation, biological process: branched-chain amino acid metabolic process. The record is from RefSeq and is a predicted model, not a curated record.